Molecule: messenger RNA, 5129 nt
Organism: Pseudophryne corroboree (corroboree frog)
Lineage: Eukaryota; Metazoa; Chordata; Amphibia; Anura; Myobatrachidae
Gene: TRABD
Product: TraB domain containing
Exons: 10
Coding region: 442-1566 (374 amino acids)
Source: RefSeq, a predicted model, not a curated record
GGCAGCAUGGUGGGGAAUCAGCAUCAGGCUGUGACGUACCCGUCGUUUCCCAGCCUAUUUACUCCAUCUGUACGAUUCCAUUUCCGAUUGGCUAUAAGUUCUGCUGACAGCACCGUCUCUAACAGGAGAUGACCCUGCUGCUGAGUCUGUGCCGCUAGGCAUGCCGGGAGUGGUAGUCCUUUCCUAAUGGAGUGCGGCGGAAGGACGCGCGCGAUUGCCCUGCACGAACUACAAGUCCCGUGGGGCUGUGUGGCCGCCGCUCCUGGCUCCCCACCGGAGAGAUGACUAGUACAGCAUGUUGUACCGUGCUCUAGCGCCAGCUGAGUACCUGCUCCGGGAUCACAGGCGGUGAGGGGGGAAGAGUCCGGGCUGCGGAUCUGCAACUUCUUUCACCAGGUGCUUCUGGCCACUGUUCUCUGGUGAACAGAAAUCUGUUUAGUAAUGCAGGAGGAGGACCAACCGCAAGAGGUUGGUACGCCGCCAAUGGCGACAUCAGAUGCGACAGAAGAUGGGCCAACUGAUCCUUCUAAUUUACCACACAACAUCUCAGAUGCUGAUGCGUUUCGCAUUCUGUGGGAGAUGAAAAUGAAGAAGAGACAGAAGUGCCCAUCGCUUCCGAGCACUGUGACAGAGCUUAGCACGGAGGAGGGCAGUAAAGUGUACAUUGUAGGCACUGCCCAUUUCAGUGACAGCAGCAAACAAGAUGUGGUGAAGACCAUACAGGAGGUGCAGCCGGAUGUGGUCGUGGUGGAGCUGUGUCAGUACAGAGUAUCAAUGUUAAAAAUGGAUGAAGAAACUUUACUCAAGGAAGCCAAAGAAAUAAAUCUGGAAAAACUUCAUCAAGCAAUUAAACAGAAUGGAGUUAUGUCCGGUCUUAUGCAAAUGCUUCUGCUGAAGGUAUCUGCACACAUCACUGAACAGCUGGGAAUGGCUCCUGGUGGGGAGUUCAGAGAGGCGUUCAAAGAGGCCAGCAAAGUGCCUUUCUGCAAGUUUCACCUCGGAGAUAGACCUAUUCCUGUAACAUUCAAGAGAGCCAUUGCUGCACUUUCCUUUUGGCAGAAGGUCAAGCUUGCCUGGGGUCUAUGCUCGUUAUCGGAUCCAAUCAGUGAGGAUGAUGUGGAGAAGUGUAAGCAGAAAGAUUUGUUAGAGCAGAUGAUGGCAGAAAUGAUUGGCGAAUUUCCUGACCUCCAUCGGACCAUUGUCUCUGAAAGAGAUAUUUAUCUCACCUACAUGCUAAAACAAGCUGCUAGAAGAACAGAACUACCUCGUGCCUCUGAAUCUGAACCUAGAAGGAGUGUCCCAUCCAUAGUUGUUGGAGUAGUUGGUAUGGGACAUGUACCUGGUAUUGAGAUGAAUUGGAGCAAUGAUGUAAACAUCCAAGAAAUCAUGAGUGUGCCUCCCCCAUCAACCCUGAAUAAAAUGAUUACGUUUGCUGCAAAGGUGACAUUUUUUGGACUUGUAGGCUAUGGUUGUUUUUGUGUUAGUAAAAGGACUGUCCGGUUUAUUCUCUCUGUGCCAGCCACACAGUAUUGCCUUCAAAGACUGAACAAGAUGUGGGAUUUUUAAUUUUGUACCAUGAGGAUUCCUGAACUACAGAGCUACAGUAGCUGAGUGCUUUCUGUAGGACUGGUUACACUAACUGUUGUGCUGGCUUCACUAUCACGUUGCCUACAUGAAGUUGCAGUGUCAUCUGAGUACACUUGGUUCACCGCAAAGGGCAGCCACAGCAGGCUCGGAAGACACUGGUCAUACAGAUCUAAAGCUACCCAGAUACGCAUUUUACAAUCUUUUAUAAACCACAGUUUUGCAUUCCAAUUUGUAUCACUUGCUUCGUGUUUUCCUGCCACAUGGUACACUGAAUUUAUUUAUUUAUUUUAUUUAGAUCCAGUUAGAAAUUCUUUUCGCCUCACAGAUUUUUCUGUUACCUUCUUAAGACAUGUACACCGCAGUGAUAAAUUAUACCGCACACUCACAAUUUGUAGGAUUUGGGAGUUUUCUCUUAAUGCAAAUGAUUUUAGUUCUUUGCUAUCUGUCUACAUUUAUGGGUUAUUUCACCGGCACAGAAAUAUUUAAUCAAAACCCAGAAACUUGCACAAGUAAAUUGUAGCGUCUUUUUUUUCUACCAGUGCUAGUAGGUUUGUCUGAAAAUUCGGGGUCCUAUGGACAAUACGUUCCCAUGCGGUCAUUUUAUUUGUGGGAAUGUGUUGAAAAAGUAGCUUGCAAAUGAAAAUAUUUACUGUAGUCUAGGGAAGCAGUUAAAAUACCGUUAUUCGGGAUACCGGCAGUCACAAUGCCAACGCCGGAAUCCGCACUGGUGGUGAAAUGCCGACACUGGAAUACCGGCACCACAGUCUAUUCUCCCUCUGUGGGUGUCCAUGAAAAACGUAGAGGGAGAAUAGAACCUGUGGCGAGCGCAGCAAGGCUGCAAGGGGCUUUCUGGCGCUCGCCCCGCUGCCGGCAUUACAGUGGACGGGAUCCCACUGUCCGGAUCAUGACAUCCGUGAUCCCGUCCGCCGAUAUUUCAUACUGAUCCCAUAGGCUACACCUUAUGUCUUUUUAAGAAGAACCAGUAGGAUGCAAAACCUAUUGAGUUUCAUCUAACAACGAAGAUACUUUAUCAGAUUUGAUGCACUUAGUGCCUGUUACGGUCAGUCAACGUACCAUUAUAGAAGCACCCUUUGGCAUGGUCUAUUUAAAUACAGAAAGUCUGUGUUACAUGAAGCUGUAAGUGAUCACGGUAGUAUAAUGAGAUGUAGGGACUAGGACUAUGUUAUUGCAUUACUUCAGCAUGUACUCAUUGAAGUGUCUACUUGAAUGUAUUAUUUGCUUAACGUGAAUAGUCUCCAAAAUGGCUGCAGCAACAAAGACUAAGUGGGAAAUUUAUCAGUCCUUCUAAUGUGGACUUUUGGGGCUGUUGUCCAUAGCAACCAGUCUAUAAAAUGAUUCCUAGAAUCUGGUUGCUGUGGGCAACACCAAGGCUUGAUAAAUCCCUCCCACCCCUGUAAUUGGGUUAUAUUGUUUUCUUCUUUUGGUGGGUUUCUGUAUACAGAUUGUAACUUAUCUCCCUACAAAUCUCAUUUACGUCACUUAAGGUUUGAGGUUGUUUAGAACUGCCUGUCUGGAGUUUGUCUAUAUAGAAAUUUCUCAAAGAUCAUCGAUGCCUUUCACCCAAGUAUCAUAAAUCAGAUCAAUGGGAAGGGUUUAAUAAACUCCAGUCCCUUUUUUUUUAUACAGAACGGGCUUUCUCUGCAACAAUACCUACAAUGUAUUUUUCUUGGUUUGAUAAUUGUUCCUUUUUUUAAAAAUUCUGCUUGGAAAUUUUGUACUGUACUGUAUAGCAAUUCCAGACAUUACCAUUACUCGCUACUGACUGGCAAUGUACGCUUCCCUAAUAACUUAUCAUGCUUUUGAAAUUGCAAAUCCAUAUGUUGCCUGCCUACUUAAUACUUUUUGGGAUUCUACUGAUCUUGCGAUUUGUUUAGGAACUAAAACUAAGUUUUUAUAAUUGUCCUUAUAUGGGAAUAAACUGCUUUUGUUUGUCUUUGCAUGAAAAUAUUUCAUUCUGUAUGGUCUUUAACCAGCCUUUGUUCCAAACCAAAUAUUUGAAAUGUACCAUUUUGCAGCGAUUUACGAGCUAUUUUUGAAUAUUUGUAUUUUUUUUGACAUUUGCUUUCAUGUGUCUCAGGAAUUUCUAAACACUGUGUGAUUGAAAGGAUGCCUAAAGUGUCCGCUUUUUUUGUUUGUUUGUUUUAUUCCACUUUUUUUUAAUAACAUUUGAGGUUUUGGGGUUUUCUCUUCUUCAUGAACAUAAACCCCAGUCAAUUCUGAUUUAAAAAGUAGUUUAUGAAAAUGUAAAAAAAAGAAAAUCUCUCUCUCUCUCUCUCUCUCUCUCUCUCUCUCUCUCUCUCUCUCUCUCUCUUCAUUUUUUUUUCUUUUAAUAUAAAAUAAUGGCUUGCCUGAUAAGUAUUCUAGGUUUAAAGCUCUUAGCUACAGUGAAAUAUAUAGAAAAUGAUUUGGUAUACAGGACACCUAUUGAGGCAACUAUUUUCUUACUUUAGUUGGGGAUUUAAACAUCCCAAACAGAACGCAAUGGGGCCAUUUCAAACUCAGUGAUAUUUCUGUACCCCUGCAGCUCAGAUGCAUUCCCACUGAGAAUAUGAUGCAGCAGGUAACUAAGUUAACUGUUAAUCUUUUUUGUAGGUUCUGUAUCGCCUCCAUUUAUUUUGCCUGUAAAAGAGCACUUUGUGUUUACUCACAGAGCUAGUAUCCUAAUUCUGGGAGUCCUCUAAUUAAAUUCCAACAGCAAAUUGAUCAUUGGCAAGUUUUUGUACUUUCUUACUACAGAAAUCCUCUGAUUUGCUUUUUGUGUCUUACUGCUUUAGCAAUUUUGAAUAAAAGUGCCAUAAAUGUAUGUAUUACAGAUAUAUCAACUGUAUACAUAAUGUAGGUUUUCUUUUGUGCUACCCUGUUAUGUAACCAAUGUAUAUGCUGUCCUAUGCAGCUUGAAUCUCUCUCCCCGCCUCACUCCACGCCAUGGUCAGAAGCAGUAAUUGGCUGCUAACACAUGGGACUAAACAACCCUUUUACAUUGGGGAAAUUUGCCAUCAAUAAUAAUGCUAAAUAUUUAUUUUCUAUAAUUAUUUUGUCAAUGUAAUGAGCAAUACAUUUUUAUCCUGGUUAAGUUAUGAUCCUCUUAGGCUUAUAAUAAGUUGCCUGGUUAUUUUACUCCUUUUCCAUUUAACUGAAGACGUAUGUGUACGUAUGGGUUUAUUUCUAGUCAUAACGUUUAUUUUAAGGGGUGUUGUUAGCAUGCAGGUACAUAGAAGCUUUUUCUACUCUGGUGUGUGUUCUUGUGUUAUGUGAUUUUCUUUUGCAUUAUUAUUAUCCCUCUUUUUCUAUUCCUUGUCUUUAAAUGACAGAAAUUAUCUAUAACCCAUAUCAAGCCUAUACAUAUAGUGUCCCUGCUUUUACUGAAGUUGUAAAGCCAUACAGUUUUAUUUGCCUGAUUUUCAUAAAUAUACAUUUGCUAGGUAGCAUUUGUAUACGUUUUUACAAUAGCGGCGUGCCUUUUUAAGGUUAUGGGGAACAUUGUGAUUUAUAUGAUAAAAAAUAAAGAAUUGCAACAGUGA